Molecule: messenger RNA, 1426 nt
Organism: Pieris napi
Lineage: Eukaryota; Metazoa; Arthropoda; Insecta; Lepidoptera; Pieridae
Gene: Faah
Product: fumarylacetoacetate hydrolase domain-containing protein 2
Exons: 5
Coding region: 123-1127 (334 amino acids)
Molecular function (GO): hydro-lyase activity
Source: RefSeq, a predicted model, not a curated record
UUAUACUUGCGUAACAAUUAUUCAAAAAGUUUUGUUGUUGUAAAAUAGUUUUUGUACAAUUUACACAAAAUCUAUUUGUGAAUCUUGAACAAGUGACGUAAAUUAUAUUAUCCUCAUCGGCUAUGCAUAGUACAAGGUUCGCCCAUCGCGUGAUAAGGCAUAUAAAACCUAAAACUUUGCAAAAUAUUGUCAAUAAUACGACACCCGGCACAGCAUUCGGAUUUCGACGUUUUUCGGCGGGAAAAGUAGCAAAUAUGAAAUUUGUUCAAUUUACUUACUCAAAUAAUCCAAAUGAAAUUCGUGUCGGAUAUUUAGAUGGCGAUAAUGUUAUUGACCUUAAUAAGGCGGUGCCGACCUUACCCAGAACGCUAUUGGAGAUCCUAAGGAAUAAGGAAAUGAAACAAAUUUUCCGCCUCUGUGAAUGUGUUACUGACGCAGCAAAGCUACCGGUAUCAUCUGUAAAUCUUAAAGCACCGAUUACGGGUAUGGACAAGGUUCUAUGCAUAGGACUAAACUAUAAAGAUCACUGUGAAGAACAAAAUUUGACGCCUCCUGAGGUUCCAAUGAUAUUCAGCAAAUUCGCUAGUACUGUUGUAGGCCCAUCGGAUAGCGUCCGGCUUAGAGUUGAUGUUACUGAUAAAGUGGACUGGGAGGUGGAAUUAGUGGUAGUGAUCGGGAAGCCAGCGAGUAACGUCAAAGCGAUGAAUGCUUUUGACUAUGUCUUUGGGUACACAGUAGCUCAGGAUAUAAGCGCAAGGGAUUGGCAGAAGACUAAGAAUGGUGGGCAGUUUUUGCUUGGAAAGUCAAUGGACACAUUCUGUCCUAUUGGGCCGUGUAUUACCACAAGUGAUGAGAUAACAGACCCACAAAAACUAGAGAUCAAAUGCUCUGUUAAUGGCGUACUUAAGCAAUCGAGUUGCACAGAUCAGUUGGUGCAUAAGAUACCUGAUGUUAUUGAGAGGCUAUCAUCGGUAAUGACUCUCCUACCGGGUGACAUCAUAUUAACAGGCACUCCUGGGGGUGUGGGUAUGUACCGAUCACCCCCGGAAUACCUUAAACCCGGUGACCUCGUAGAAAGCACCAUCCAAGAUAUAGGGACUCUCGUGGUCAAAGUGGAAAAGUUUUAAAACUGCCAAUAUUAAAAAGAUAAUGGAGAGAACUCCUUUUUACGGGAGUACUACGCUGUUACUUACAUACACACACUACGAGCAUAAGUUAAAUUUUAUGAAUAUGUUAUUACAUAGUUUUUUGUUGCUUUUUGUAUAAAGCAACAAUAGUUACAAAAUAUAGUGCAAUAGUUAUAUUAUUGGAGUAUUUUAUGGGUUCAUUUCUGUAGUAAAUACAAUCUCUAUAAGUAGACGAUAAAGAAUUGUUUAAGUUUAUCCACAUUUUUAUUUGUAUAUUAAAUGAUUUUUAUUAUUAUAAA